Purpureocillium lilacinum is the source of this 270-nucleotide messenger RNA. NCBI's taxonomy places the organism in Eukaryota, Fungi, Ascomycota, Sordariomycetes, Hypocreales, Ophiocordycipitaceae. The record is from RefSeq and is a predicted model, not a curated record.
AUGCCCUCGGGCCAAGUACCGGCACUUCGGACCGUGAUGGCGCCCAAGUCGGAAGAGGAAUGCUUCGAGCUCCUCGUAAAGGAGCUAUCGUCCAUACCGGACCGGGAGCCUCCUGUUGCCCAGAACGGCGAGACCUCUCCAGACGGAGGGCAAUUGACGCCGGUUGCCAUGACGAGCACGAGCAGCGCGCCAGGCGUGGGCACGGCCACCAAUGUCAUGAUUGCAAGGACGAUCCGAGCUGCCAUGUCCGACAUCCGCCCAUCCUCUUGA